Molecule: messenger RNA, 986 nt
Organism: Populus trichocarpa (black cottonwood)
Lineage: Eukaryota; Viridiplantae; Streptophyta; Magnoliopsida; Malpighiales; Salicaceae
Product: cytochrome b-c1 complex subunit 6-1, mitochondrial
Exons: 3
Coding region: 217-609 (130 amino acids)
Biological process (GO): mitochondrial electron transport, ubiquinol to cytochrome c
Source: RefSeq, a predicted model, not a curated record
AACAAAUUGCUGUCAUCCUUUGUAUGGUGCCCGAUAUAGUUUAACUGCCAUAAACUGGGAUUUUUUGGACCUAUAAAAAUUCUUUUUUUUUUAUUAACAAACUAUUAAAGACUGGUUCAUGCAUUUAAGUAUUUUCACACUGGUUUAAAUGUAUAGUUUUGAAGAUAUAAUUUCAUUUGUUUUUAACCAAGAAUUUCAUCUGUAAUUGGAUGUUGCAUGGGCCAAAAUUAUGUUCUCAUACAAAAUGACACGGAUGCUAAAUUCACGAGCAUGCUUUUACCUGUGCUGCUAGAGUCAAUAAUGAGCUUUAUCUACUCGCAUAGCUCUUUGUGUUGCAUUUCAAAGUUUUCUCAUGUCUUACCCUUUGCAUGUGCUUGUUGUUCUCAUUUAUUUAUGUUUAGGGCGGACGAAGAACUCGUUGAUCAAAAGAAGUAUCUUGAGGACUCUUGCAAGCCUAAGUGUGUGAAGCCUCUACUUGAAUAUGAGGCAUGUGUUAAGAGAGUUGAAGGAGAUGACACCAGCCAGAAACAUUGUACAGGGCAGUACUUUGACUACUGGUUCUGUAUUGAUAAAUGCGUUGCACCAAAGCUACUCUCUAAACUGAAGUGAUAUGGAAUGCUCUCAGGACACCACUUUCAUUUCCUAUCCGUAUGUUUUGCUUUGCUACCCUAGUUGACAUUUCUCAGAUGUUAUUUGGCUGAUUCGUGCCAACCCUUCCUCGUUUUGAUGAGGAAAACCUUUUGAAUUGGAAUAACAGAGGAUGCUUUUAGAUGGACUUGGAAGACUGCAUAAAAAUGUUAAUAAAAGGAGUGAUCCUGCCCUGCUGUAACUACGGGCAAUCAUGUUUGGAACAAUAAUGUUUUAUUCUUGUCAGCUAGGGUUUAGGGUUUCAAAGCAGCAAUUCUUGCUUCAUUGAUGUUUGCCCUAAUAUUAUUUUCACUUGAAAAUACCUUUCAACAAAUUCCAAAAGCCAGUUAUUAUUAUUA